AUGGACAGCCAAUCAUCCGAGUUUCCCUCUUACACCAUGGCUUCAGGAUUCCCUACCAUGGGUCCCGCCAACACCGCCUACGACCUCAUUGCCGCUCAGUUCGCUACCCGUAUUGGCUCAAAUGAGAACGGCUACUGCACCCCGUCUUCGCUGUGGUCCGGCCCCCCGAGCCCUACAUCCAGCAUCGACACCAACAAGGCCGGCGACUCCGCCGACGACUACAGCAACUCUUCGGCGAGCGCCUCCGAAAGCUCCGGCGACAAAGCCUCUCAGAAGAACAGACGCGCCAACCGCUAUAAGAACUGCACCGAGGCCGUCCUUUCGAAACGUCGUGCUCAGAACCGUGCCAACCAGCGCGCCUACCGCAAGCGCAAGGAGCAGCGCCUGGAAGAGCUCCAGCAGCAGAUUGACGAAAUGAGCCAGAAGAACGACGCCCUCUGCUGCGCUUACAGGCUGCUGGCCAACGAGUGCUGCCGCCUCCGCGCCGGCCAGAUGGCCGACCAGUCUUCCACCAACUGGGCCAUGAACGGCGCCGGCAACCUGGCCCUCGACAUGGCCGCCCUUACCGCCUACGGCAGCCCCAUCUCAAACUCUAGCCCUAUGCCCGAGUCGUAUUUGGACUAUCCCGGCACUCCCGAGAAGCUGUGGAGCUCCUUUCAGUGA
Messenger RNA from Colletotrichum truncatum, 663 nucleotides. RefSeq lists its product as uncharacterized. Gene Ontology annotation, cellular component: RNA polymerase II transcription regulator complex. Gene Ontology annotation, biological process: regulation of DNA-templated transcription. Gene Ontology annotation, molecular function: transcription cis-regulatory region binding; DNA-binding transcription activator activity, RNA polymerase II-specific. Lineage: Eukaryota; Fungi; Ascomycota; Sordariomycetes; Glomerellales; Glomerellaceae. The record is from RefSeq and is a predicted model, not a curated record.